GCUGAGAGUGUGAGCGCAAAGUCGGUGGCGUGGGAGGUGGAGGCGUGUGUGUCCUGCUGAGGAGACACAGGGGCCCUUUGUGCGGGGCCUGAGUCGCCUCCUAUGUCCCUGCUGCCGGCUCCUGGGGAACAUGCCGGGUCUCCUCCUUUCCGCGCUGCUGGGCGCUGCUCUCGCCCAGUUCUGCUGCAGGGCGCAGGGCGGCGGGCCGUUGGCCAGGGCGCCGGAAGGAAGGCCCGGAGAGGAACCGGAAGUGCAGCCUCGCAGACAGUUUUGUCACUGGCCCUGUAAAUGCCCUCGUCAGAAGCCCAGCUGUCCUCCUGGAGUGAGCUUGCUGAGGGACGGCUGCGGGUGCUGUAAGAUCUGUGCCAAACAGCCGGGGGACAUCUGCAAUGAAGCCGACCUCUGUGACCCCCACAAAGGGCUGUACUGUGACUACUCGGCCGACAGGCCUCGGUUCGAGACCGGAGUGUGCGCGCACCUUAUAGCUGUGGGAUGCGAGUUCAACAGGGUACAUUAUCAUAAUGGCCAAGUCUUUCAGCCCAACCCCCUGUUUAGCUGCCUCUGUGUGAGUGGGGCCAUUGGAUGCACACCUCUGUUCAUACCAAAGCUGGCUGACAGUCACUGCUCUGGGGCUAAAGGUAGAAAGAAGUCUAAUCAAUCCAACUGUGGCCUGGGACCAUUCCAACAGCAGCUUUCAGCAACCUACAAAACAAUGCCAGCUUAUAGGAAUCUCCCACUUGUUUGGAAAAGAAAAUGUCUUGUGCAAGCAACAAAGUGGACACCUUGCUCCAGAACAUGUGGGAUGGGAAUAUCUGAUCGGGUCACCAAUGAAAAUAGCAACUGUGAAAUGAGAAAAGAGAGAAGACUGUGUUACAUUCAACCUUGUGACAGUAAUAUAUCAAAGAGAGUAAAGAUCCCCAAAGGAAAAACAUGCCAACCUACUUUCCAACUCCUCAAAGCUGAAAAAUUUGUCUUUUCUGGAUGCUCAAGCACUCAGAGUUAUAAACCCACUUUCUGUGGAGUAUGCUUGGAUAAGAGAUGCUGUGUCCCUAAUAAGUCUAGAAUGAUUACCAUUCAAUUUGAUUGCCCAAAUGAAGGGUCAUUUAAAUGGAAGAUGCUGUGGAUUACAUCUUGUGUAUGCCAAAGGAACUGCAGAGAUCCAGGAGAUGUAUUUUCUGACCUCAAGAUCCUAUAAAACCUAGUAUAUAUGGGAAAAGUUAAGUUCAGGCACUAUUCUAAGUGCAAGAGACCCAGUACUGAACAACAACAAUUUCUACUUUACUGGAGCUUACAUUCGAUCUUGGUUAUGUGACAGCAAGAAGAACAGAAGACUCCUUUAGGGAAUGGUGAGCUGUGGGGUGUUUGUAAAUCCUCUGCUACUGUGUUCAAAAUUUGGUGUAUAUGUGCUUUUGGGCAUUUUUAUGGAGUUAAGGAAACCCAGAAAAGGAUAAGAACCACUAAACAACAAGUGGGCAAAUUCAUUCUUGAUUUAUCCUUUGCUGCAAAAUAUAAAAACUAGUAAGGAGCUAUUUGUAAUUUUGGAAUACUUUAUUCACAUUAGAAAUACGGAAUUUCAAGAAACAUACACACACUUCUCAUAUGUGCUUAUUAUUUUCAUGUGAUAAAAAUGGGAUGAGGUACAGGACUGACAUUUAUUAAUAAAAGGUACAACAAAAACCAUUCUCACUACUAAUAAGAAAUUAAAGAGUUUUAAAACUGACUUUUAAUAGUACAAUUUUAAAACAAUUUAUUAUUUUACUCAAGGAUAGAUAAACGUGUUCAUGUGCUGAUAUGACCGCCUCUGAAAUAUCUAUAGUACAGCAGAAAAAAAGGGAAAAAAGAACACAAAGAUAGAAAGAACAUUGUGACAAGUUCCCUAAGAGUAUAAAAUCUUUAAAGUCCCUUAUACAUUUUCACAAACACAUUUUUAAAAAUAAACCUUUGUAACAAAUUAUGAUUAUAUGAAUACAAAAUGCUGCAACAGUAUAAUUUUUAUCAAAAUAUGCCAAAAGCAGGAUUAAAAGAAGUUUGAUUGGCUUUGAAACAUUCAGGUUGAAGGACCAAGUCAAACAUUUUUUUCUUUAUGCUGAAUUUAAUUAGAAAUUCCCUGUCUUUAUUUUUUAAGAAUUAACUUUAAAUGUAAAAAUGUUUGGACUAUCACUAUUGUACAAUAAAUAGUUUAGCA
Leptonychotes weddellii (Weddell seal) is the source of this 2185-nucleotide messenger RNA. RefSeq names its product cellular communication network factor 6 (gene CCN6). Gene Ontology annotation, molecular function: integrin binding; heparin binding. Gene Ontology annotation, cellular component: extracellular matrix; extracellular region. Gene Ontology annotation, biological process: positive regulation of cell differentiation; signal transduction; cell adhesion. The record is from RefSeq and is a predicted model, not a curated record. Lineage: Eukaryota; Metazoa; Chordata; Mammalia; Carnivora; Phocidae.